AUGGCGGAAAAAGUGUCAAUGAUGUCGUCACUGGUUUGGCUGUUGUUCCACUACCUCACGACUACGUUGGGAGCUGAUACAUUAUACAACGUUGCUCUUUACAAGCCAGCCUUUCUGUCCACAAUGUACAAGGAUUGGACUCCAGAAAAAGGAAACGAUGGUGAUACGACAGUUAAUGAACUCGGUGGACAAUGUACACAAACCAGUCCUCUAAACAACAGUUGGUGGAUGGUGGACCUCUUGGAUACUUACAUCAUCAAGGCAGUUGUUCUGACAAACAGGAACGAUUAUCUACAAUGGGCAGUUAGGUUAAAUCAUUUCCUGAUUGAUGUGUUUACCAACGAUCCUCGUAAGACAUCAACAUUUCCCAAUGUUCUUGGAAGCAUCUGUUACCAACAGACAGAAGCCGUAACAAUUGGUACCUUCACGUGGAACUGUAGCAAGCCAGUAGCUGGUCGUUAUUUGAGAUUAAUCAAGUAUACUGAAGACUCUCUCAACUUUUGUGAGCUACAAGUGUGGGCUACAACACCAACGGAAGCCAGCCCUUUUAAAGUUUACAAAAACAAGAAGCUUGACGUCACGUCUUUGUUUGAUCUAACUGUGUCCCGGUCCAUGGUGUGUGCUUCUAAAUGUCUAGAGAAACGUUACACAGACGGUUGUGCUGCUUUCAACUGGUUCCCUGCUACACGUCUGUGUCAACUGUUGAAUGUUGACCCGAGAGAUGUCACUGUUGUAACAAAACUUGUCUCAAUGUCUGAUGUACAGUUCUAUAUUAUAAAGUUUUAG
Messenger RNA from Physella acuta, 786 nucleotides. Its product is annotated as fucolectin-5-like. Lineage: Eukaryota; Metazoa; Mollusca; Gastropoda; Physidae. The record is from RefSeq and is a predicted model, not a curated record.